Molecule: messenger RNA, 8175 nt
Organism: Anthonomus grandis grandis
Lineage: Eukaryota; Metazoa; Arthropoda; Insecta; Coleoptera; Curculionidae
Product: dual specificity mitogen-activated protein kinase kinase 7-like
Exons: 10
Coding region: 169-2280 (703 amino acids)
Biological process (GO): protein phosphorylation
Molecular function (GO): ATP binding; protein kinase activity
Source: RefSeq, a predicted model, not a curated record
UUUCGUCGGUAAUUGUCAAAUGUCACUUUUGGGUUCUCUUCUGGAUUUUUUUUAUUUUCCAUUUUUCCAACGUUAUGUCAAAAAAGAGAAGUUUAUUUUUUAUUAAAAUCGGAAAAUCCUAACGUAGAAAAGUAUUUAAUUUUUGUGAUAUUUACUAAUUUAGUGAAAAUGUCCAGCACGGAGCAAAAAAUCGAUGGCCUGCUCGACAGAUUGCAGCAGGAGCGGUCGCCAAGGGGUCCUGGAGGCUUAGCUGCAUCAAGACCCACUUUACCCACUCUAAAUCUAAGCCGACAAGGCAGCCCCAACAUGUCAAGACCACAACAAUUGAUCUUGGGCCCACGAAGGAAUGACAAUGCAGAGACUGAAAACAGACUUAGAGAAAUUAUGAAGACUAGUGGCGAUAUCAAAAUCGAUGGAGUUCUUUACAGAACAGAUAUUAAAGAUAUGGUACAUAUUGAAGAAUUAGGUUAUGGAACUUGUGGACAUGUUGUCAAAAUGAGACACAAUCCUAGUGGCAAGAUUAUUGCUGUUAAGCAAAUGAGACGCUCUGGCAACAGUGAAGAACUAAAACGAAUUAUCAUGGAUAUUGAAGUAGUCCUUAAAUCUGACUGCAAAUAUAUUGUAAAAUGUUUAGGAUGUUUUAUAACGGAAUCGGAAGUUUGGAUUUGUAUGGAACUAAUGGACACAUGCUUUGAUAAACUUCUUAAAAGGUUGAAACAACCAGUACCUGAAGAGGUGUUAGGGAAAGUUAGUGUAGCUACAGUAGAAGCAUUAGCGUAUUUGAAGGACCAACACAAUGUAAUCCAUAGGGACGUAAAACCAUCAAAUAUACUUUUAGACACUAGAGGAAAUGUAAAACUCUGUGAUUUUGGUAUUAGUGGUAGAUUAGUUGACUCAUUGGCUAAAUCACGAAGCGCUGGAUGUGCCGCUUACAUGGCACCGGAACGUAUAGAACCAGAUCCAAAAAAUCCAGACUAUGACGUUAGAGCGGACGUGUGGUCGUUAGGAAUAACCUUAGUAGAACUGGCUACAGGUGUUUUUCCCUACCAAGACUGUAAGACUGACUUUGAAGUACUGACCAAAGUGAUUGUGACUGAUCCGCCAUGCUUACCUGAGGAUAAAAAGUUCUCAACUGAGUUUCGAGAAUUUGUUAAGUGCUGUUUAACAAAAGAGAAAGCCCAACGGCCAAAAUACACAAAACUCAAAAACCUUCCUUUUAUUAAAAUGUAUCAGGUGACAGAAGUGAAUGUAGGCGAGUGGUAUGUAACGGCAUUGCAAAGGGUCAACGAUAGGGCAGCGGCCAGGCACCCGGUACGGCAAUUCUUUUCAAUGCAACAAAAACCGGCACUGUCAAAGUUGCCUACAGCACAAACUAUACAAAAUGGCAGCCAUUUUGCACCGAAGCCAAUUAAACCGCUAGUCAGUCAACUUCAGUCGAGAUCGUCUGGUCGAGAUGAAGAUGAAAGAGGGUCGUCAGUAGGACCCCAACAGGGCUUCCACAGCUCCCGUUUGGAGGCGUUCCAGUUGGGCGGUAGUGUUUCACGGCCUGUUAGUAAUAAUAGAAGCUUUUCUCCACUACAAGCCUAUCAGAAUCAUAUUGCUGCUAUGCAGCAGAGAGACGAGAUUGGUGUAAAUAAGGCGUAUCCGGUUGGUCUUUGUUCGCCAAUGCCUCAAAGGAAAUUUGGUGGUGUAAAUUCCGGACAUUCUUCUCUACCGGAAACCCGUAGCCAAAGCGAAACACGUUGGAAAUCACCGAUUGGAUCUCCUUUACCACUGCGAAGUGACUUUCAAAGUGAAGAACCCCAAUACGUCUGUGGCAAUACUAGUCCGAUAAUUUUACAAAGAUUUUAUCAUCAACAAAAACAACAACAAUUAAUAAAGGAAAUUGGAGAAGGGUCAAAAGUAGAUCCAUGUAAAAAACGAUUCGCAUCGUACAUCAAGAUGCAACUCUCCGGAGAGAAAAGCGGAAAAUCGUCGAGACAUCAAAGUCCGGAACCUCCUCCUCGAACAAGUAGGGGACAUAGCGCAGGUGACUCGCAAAGUCCCUUGGCUUUACGUAGGGCCUUUUUGGAAACGCAUACGCCUAAUUCGCCUAGUUUGUCUCGAAGGUUCUGUUAUAGAUAUGUACAGCCGGCCCCACCGGUACCACCUCCAAGACGCCUCUCGGAAAGCACCUCAGUGCCCGGUUCGCCCCAACAUUUAAGGGCUCGAUUUCAUUACACCCCGGAACCACAACGGAGGGUGUUUCAGCCAACCAACGACGUCCCUUCUUCUUCAUAGCAAACGGCCUCUGAUCCUACGUCUUGUGCGUACUUAGUUAAUUUCUGCUUUGGAUUGAAUAGAUAGGUAUAAUUUGUUUUAAAUUGCAUAAUUUUAUCAGUUUAAUUAUAUUGUCAGUUUUACGUUGCGUUGUUUAAAAUAACACACAUAAUAAAACAAUUAAUUCUAGCCAAUUGUCAGACUCCUAUAUUUAUUUGAAAUGUUCAGCAAUAUUGUCUUGAAAAUCGAUAAAUAGUUGAAAUCUUAUAAUAUUUUAUAAGGUUGUUAGAUGGUCAUUUAACAAAUUUAAUUGUGUGUUUAGUCAAAAACCUGCAAAAUAAUCAUAAAUCGCAAUUAAACGUGCCUAUUUAUGACCUCAGUAAUAUAGCUAAUUGUACAAAGUAUUAUAUUGUAAUGCUACUACGUGUUUUUACAUUUUAUAUAUCGAGUAUCAAAAAAAAUUAUAUUUUGGAUAAGUAGUGAGGGUCAUUUUUAAACUAUAAACCUGCUUUUGGAUAUUAAAUUACAGGGCCCCCUGAAUAACUUCUUUUUUUUCUACAGUAUGAACCAUUUCCAUUGGUACCAUGUACCAUGGUAAAAUUUUAGGUUAUGAACCGAUUUAAACCACACUUUUUUUUAUUAUCAAAUAAUGAAAGGUUACUAACGAAAGAUACGACGGAACAACAUAUUAAAUAUUUAGUCCAGUUUUUAGAAAUACUUUUAUUUUUAGCGAAUGUUAAAGAAAACAUUUUACUUUAAUAAAACUAGGAGAACUGCUGCCUGGCUUUUUCCCCAAAUCGAGGACACAAUUGUUUAAUUGUCUGGAGAGUACUAGUGGACUCAAUUAAUUCACUAUUUUAUCAUAAUUGAAGGACCACAGCUUAUAUGGCUUUCAACCAAUAAACGUAAUAAAUAAAACAAACUUCUACAAUAAAAAAUAUGCCCUUUUGUUAACUCCAAAGAAGGAAAAUAAAACAAUUGUUUAGCAUGGCCGGUGUAAACUAUGGGCUGUCUUUGCUGUCGUUACUUAUACUCAAUUUAACUUUAUUUACACUCACUUUUGCUUCUUAGCAGGUAACUUCCCUCACUUCUUACUAACUAGUAACAAUGAUACUUAUACUCUGAUGGCGAUAGAUGAAGUAGUUCAACCUAUUGCAUCAACACACAACGACCGCAAAGUCGUAACUAAGACAUUUAUACUCAUAAAGGUAGGUUUUAACUGGAUUCACAGUAUUCAUUGUAUAAGGUCAUUUACGGACUUUCGCGAAGUCACUAAGAACCCAUUUUUGGGUUAUUACGGAUUAUGGACCUAAACUUGACCACUAAAGGUGUGGUGUGUUGGAUAAAAAAGAGAAAAUCAAACUCAAAAACAGUAAUCCCAACUAGCAAUUUUAGUUACGGCUACAACAUUGUUUGACUAUAUUACUUUAUUCAAGUAAUAAAUCGGUAACUGGUACCAAAAAAAUAUCUUAUAAGUUUAAAUAACUGCCCAGUAAAAAAUAGUAGUAAGAAAUACGUAAUAUUAACUUAAUAUUUGACUAUAUAGUAGCGACCUGACCUAAUUACCUUUACAACGUCGUUACUAUAAGUAGAAAAUAUUGGUCGGUGGGACUAUUAAAUGGGAGCGCAAUUAAGCGCGAUUACAAAGUUAAAUUUCAAGUUCUUGCGACUACAGAGGAACAUCAAAAUAUUACCACGCAGUAAUACACUUUGAAGUAAUAUUAUCAGUAACAAGACCGAAAUAGUUACCCUUAUUUCUUCUUUAAAGUAAUAUUUACCACCUUGGCUAUUAAAGCAAAUUACCUUUAAGUAAUUAUUUCUACUAUGCAGUAAAAUAUACUUUAUAGUAGCAUUUUUUUGAAAUAAUUUACUUAUUCCUAAGUCAUUUUUACUUUGAAGUAACAAAAGAAACUUCUUGGUAACUAACAACAAUUCGCCAUAUUUUUUUUAAUUAUUUGACUCCAUUUUGUGAAAAGGUAUUGCACGAUUUUAUGAACUUGCUAAAACCGGAAUACUUUUACAUUUUAUGAAAUUUUUAUUAAAUUAUAGACUUCUUAUAUUCAUAGGAGUAAAGAGGAGUGAAAAAAAUUAUCUACCUUCUCUAAAAAAUUAAAUUUAAAUAUUUAGACUUGGUAUAUUUUUUUGUUAAAAGUCAUUAUUUUAAUGAGGCGUUCUUUAUUUUCGUCCUAUAUUGCCUAUGUUUAACAGUAAAAUUUGCUUGGUUUACAUUUUUCCACUCCGGUAAGCGAUAAUAUCAGCUAUAUUAAAUACAAUAUGAAGUAGAUUAACAACGAUACAACGCCAUCAGUUAGAAUAAAGACGGACAUAUAAAAUUAUUUGUGUUGUCAAAGAAAGAGAAUCAAAAUGUUUGCAUAAUAUUGUCUCAGUAUCUUCUUAGUAACUAUCACUGCACAAUUACUACUUUAUGACAUCCCGAAAACCACUAUGGGACGUUAAAAAGAAGUUUCCGGGACGAUAGAAUUACGUAUUUGCUACAGCAAAAUCAUUCCCAAUGUUGGUAAAAAAGUGGUAACAGAACGGUGCCUAAACGGUUCCCGCGACUAGUAACCACAACUUUAAAGUAUUCUUUAUAGUCGCGAUUACGUAGCUGUUACCAAAAAUGCUAGUUGGGAUUGAACAUCAAGAGUCUAGAGAGAGGCUAUAUUAGGGUUUAAGCAGUAAUGGGGAACAGGGGUGACAUCGCAAGCAACUUCGACCGUGACUUUACUCACACACUACAUCUCGGCGACACUGACUUAAAUCGACUGUAACGACUAAACUGGCCGUGCGACUUUUUCUUAGUGGGUACGAAAGUGCAUAUUUCUUCAAAAACGGAUGUGAGAAAGAGCCUAUGAGUCUUAUAUGGUGUUACCGUUUAAGACAUUUCUUUCUUUAUGAUCGCUGGGAACCUUCUGGGAUCGAUUAUAUCCUUACAAUUGUAGAUAUAAACCGACUAAGAAUAAAUACAUCUUGAUGACAGAAAAGGGUGUUUGCGUAUUUACCCACAUAUCAGAUGGUGCCAAAAUAGGAACAUGCCCCACCUAUUACUCCCACAAUAUUGGGAUACCACCUAAAAUUUCAAAACCUGAUAUUUCUUCUGUUCCCAAUCAUUUGGCAAUUCCAAUCUUACAACAAUUUACACAACACAUUUGUGAUGACCGAUUGCCUACAACAAUAUAUUCUCCACAAGAGGCUUGCAAUUUUUUUUCUGAAAGAUUUCGAAUUGAAUAAAUGAGCGGAUCAUGAUUGUUUUUAAUAAUUCUGGUGCAGCAUAAUUUUUUAAAUAUUUUAGAGACACAAAUUAAUUUUUACUUAUGGGUAUUAAAUACCUUUACAUAUAUGACAAAUAACAAAUCCCCUGGAGAAGAUUUUAAUUAUAAAGAUUUUUUUUUUUAGUCACUGACGCUUUUAAAGGCGCAAAAAGCUGUUGCAAUCUUAUAAUUUAAUUAGUAACUUGUCAUUGUCCACAUCAAUGGAGCAAUCUUGUAUAUUACCGUUCUUACUCUGCUACCUUACAUGUACAAGCUAUUCACUCGAAUACUCCCAACCCUGGACCUUUAUCAACCAAGGGAACAGGCUGGGCUUCGACCAGGUUGUGGCAUGAACGAUCCAAGUCCAUUGAAUACAAUAAACUACUUUGUUCUGUCUAUUUAUUCACUACGUCCUGAUAUUCAUUGCGAUUGCGAAAAAGCCUUUGAUACUAUAAACCAGUAUCAGAUGUUAUAGUCAUUAUCCGACUAUAGAUAUACUUUUACGAACCUGCUUGAGUAUAUGUUCAUAUCUAUACAUUUGGAAAAUCAUAAGGGUUAAACAUAAACGGUGAAAGUCUAACACAUUUAAGAUUCGCAGAUAUAGUCCUAAUACCACAGCGCCUCGACCCUGCUACUGUAAACAUACUACAACAAAUAAACUAUGCUUCCCAUAAGGUAGGACUAAAAAUUAAUCUGACUAAAACCCAACUAGCGACUAAUCUUGUACUCGGUGAAAGAGUACACAUAGAUGGCACCCAAGUAGGAGAAACUACCUCAUACACAGAGAUUAUUAAACUAAGCGAAUAUGAUUAACUUUAACAACCAAAGCCUUAUAUUAAAGCCAGAUUUACCAAUUUAUCUGAAGAGAAAGAUUUUCAACCUGUGUUCUUUUCUAACUUAUGAUGCUGAGACUUUGACAUUAGCAAAAAAGGCUGUACAUGAAAUCAAAGUAGCACAGCGUGCAAUGAGGAUGUCUAGAAAGGACAUAUACAGAAACAGGGGAUGACUUCCAACUGGAUGGUCCGAUGAUAUUAAACUGAUCCACACAAAUUAGAUACAGGAGGUAAAAAAUAGAAGAAUGUGGAAGCAAUCAAGGUAGGCUUAUGUCUAACAGUAAAUGAAUAAGGACUGAUUAAUGAUGAAUUAAUACAUGGUAUUGUAUAGCACACUUUUUUUCUAAUUUGCAAUUAAAUUCUCAACAAUUUUUCAUCAGUUUUGAUAUAUUUUACCUAUUUCUGUUCCAAUUUCUUUAGAUUAUCGCGUUGCGUUAUAGAUGUUAGUAAGCCGUUUGUUAUCCAUGUUUUUUUCCUUUCACUACGUUUGAUAUGCUUUUCGUCUGUUGAUAAAUGAAUGCUUUUUAUUUAUUUUUUGACAAGAAGGCUGGAAAACGGCAUAUUUAUUUCUCCGUAUUUUGUUUACGUCUGUUUUACGUACUUUAGCUUGGAGGGUAUGAAAAUCGUACGAAAACGGCAAUUGCGUGAAAAACAAAAAACUUUCGCCAUAAAUGUUGCGGUUUUUUAAAUAAAACACUAUUUAUUAUUGCAUUUGUGGACUCAAUGGUCAACUGUUUUUUUUUUAUAAAUAUGUGUUCAUCUUCAACUAUUUAUGAGUUAUCGACGCUUAAGUUAAGACGCAUUAAUAUAAAAUACAGAUAAUGCAGGUGAUCUUAUGCUUCAUUAAUUAAAAAAUAUAACCGAAAAUGGGACUUUGGGACGGCGAUAACUUAAAAACUGUUGAAGACUGAAAACAGUUUUCCCUUAUUUAAAACACUUUGCACAGAAUUGCCCAUAUAAUCCGAAAAUGUAACAACGCAACAGUAAUGUUUGUUUUUCAUGCAAUUGUUUUUUUAUUACGAUUUUCAAAUUCGCCAAACUAAAAGACGUCGAUUGGAUAUUUUCAAUUUAUUAAAAGUUACGUGGAAAGUCAAAAAAUGCGCAGUUUUUCUUCUUUUUAUUAAUAUCUCCUAAAAACUUCUAUAUCAAGGAACUCAAAAAAUCCGAAUUUUGUUCCGUAGUAGACCUUUUGUUAUUUAUUUAUUUAUUUUAAAACAAAACUGUCGAAAUAGGUUCAUAAACUUAAAUUUUACAGGGGUGUUUUCAAUCUGAAUAAGUCGCACUGUAUAAUUUCUAACCAAAUAUUUCAUAUUAAAUUUUCAAGAUAUUCUUGUGACCCUAAAUUAAACAGCUGCAUCCCAAAUGAUAAAAGCAAAUUAAAAGAAGUUCUUUGGGACGCCCAGUAUAAUUUUCAUAUAUUUUUGCUGACUUUAGUAUUAUAACAAAAAUAAAAUGCUUGGUGCUUAAAAACAUUCGUAGGACCUACAUAAAUAAAAUAAUUAAUAAUUAUUAGAAUUUAGUAUUUGCGCUGUAAAGAUGUUCCGUUUUGUUGUAGAGCUGUUGUUGCAUUGUCAGAAGCAUUUUAAAUACAUACAUACAAAUGUAUGAACUGUGUUAUGUUUCCUUGCUCCGAUGAUCGCAAGGAAACUUAUUAGUCACAUGCUAGUCUUUGUCCGUCAUCAGGAUGUUUUUUUUUUGUAUAUUAUGUUGUAUUAUUGAGUGAAAUAUUAUUAUAUUAAUAAGUGUAAAAAUUAAAUACGAAAGUGUUUCUUUUUUGUUUUAUCGAAGUAUUGUAAAUAAUAAGAAAUAAAUGUGAUUUCUUUCUUUAGGUA